CACACAUUCACCUUUUUUCUGCUCUUUCAUCUCAUUUUUUGUCAUCUUGUCCAGCUGGCCCUGAACAAUAAUCAGUCUCCGCGAAAAUCAUCUCUCCUUGCAUCCAUCGUAUCCAGAUCUACUUCUCCCGUCAUCAUCGGCAUCUCCAUCCUCACCCUCACUCCGAAAGGCUGCACUCCCCCUUCCUCCCUGAACCAACGGCUGGCACUUUUCACACAUCGCCAAUUCACAUCUGCACCUGGACUUUGCCAGGAAGACAUUCACCUUCAUAGCCAUGCAACACUACGACAACGAACAGGAUCACCCCCUCAACUCCACCUACUAUCAGGACUCAUUCUCACACGAUAACUCUUUCAGCCCUUCUCAUAACGACUACAGCCAGACCCAGGCCAACCAAACCCCUACUUAUCACCAGCCCUCUGGCUUCCAUAAUGCCACCCCCCAGCAGAUAGAGCAGUUGCAGCUUCAGAGGCAGCACCAGGAACGACUACAGGAACAGAUUCAAACUGAGGACUCUAUCCGGAUGCAACAGCAUCGUGUUGCUCGGCCCGCCGCGGCCGCUUCAGUCCAGGAUCAGCGUGUAUCUGAAAAUAAACCUCCCAACUACUAUGCGUAUCCACCACAGCCCAAUGCCUCGUUGACCUCUCUGGACGAGGAGCAGCUUCCGUCUCUGAAGACACGCUUCACCAAUUUGUUCAACUUCCCCUGCUCAACCUACGGAAAGGCGCUGAUGCUCGUCAUUGCGCUCGAGGCGUUGCUUGUUAUCAUAAUGCAGGUCGUUAUCGUCGUCAAAUAUUUCCAUGCCCUGCGGGACACGCCUCUGUUGCCCGAGCCCGGCGAUGAACCACAACCACCCCACCUCGAUUCCAGGAACCAGUCUCGCUCGAUUCCUGCGUAUCUGAUGGUCUUUGUAUUCGCCCAACUUUUUCAGCUUCUCCUAGCAUGGGAUGCGGUCCGAGCACAAAACACGAUCGAGAUGAUUGCCAUUGUCAUCUUCAAUUUCUGCUGUUUCGCCUACUCGGUCUUUGAAAUCAGUCAGACCAAGACCUCGCUGGAUACGAGCAGCGCGUUCUUGGUCCCCGAAUGGACAGCAGAGGACCUGUUGAAUUCACUAAAGCCAUUCUUGAUCGUCGUGGCCGUCGUGAUCUGCUUGACCCAGUGCAUCGUCACCUGGCUGGCCUACCAGCUUUUCCAGGAAUUCGGAUGGAAGAUUUACAAAAAGAUUGGCGCGGAUCCCAACAUGAAGAAAAUGUAUCGUGCCUAUCAAAUCUAUCUGGUUCUGAUCAAGGUCGACCUGUUCUUCUUCGUCGGAUUCUCGAUCCAGUUCAUUUACCUGACCUUGACCAAGCGAACGACCGAUCCAGAAUACUGGCUGACGAUCAUUGUGCUACCAUUGACGCCCAUGAUCCUUUACAUCGCUCUGUAUGCGGUCCGACAUGAGAGUAGAAGAUGGAUGUCGACAUUCAUUGUGGCGAUGCUCUGUGGUGUUGCCUACUUUGUGUUCAAGGUGAUCCGGAUGUAUGUCGGCGACAAGCAGAAGAAUUAUAACGGAGUCAACAAGUUUCUGACGUUGUUUGCCGCAUUAUGUCUAGUAACCAUCCUAGUUACCAUCUCCAAUGCGGCCGUCUGUUACCGCAACUUUGACAAGGGUCUCAAACCUCAGAUUAUGCGCGAGUCGCGCGAGCUUCCAAACUCGACCUUCAGUACCGGAGGACGCGUCUUGGAGAUCGAUUGAACAUCUCCGUUCUAUGAUACCAUCCCAAAAAAAAAAAUAAUAAUAAUACUAAUAAAAUAGAAUUUAAUGUUGGG
Messenger RNA from Gamsiella multidivaricata, 1809 nucleotides. RefSeq lists its product as uncharacterized. Gene Ontology annotation, cellular component: Golgi apparatus. The record is from RefSeq and is a predicted model, not a curated record. Bases 275 to 1735 code for a protein of 486 amino acids. The transcript has 4 exons. Lineage: Eukaryota; Fungi; Mortierellomycota; Mortierellomycetes; Mortierellales; Mortierellaceae.